Molecule: messenger RNA, 4585 nt
Organism: Thlaspi arvense
Lineage: Eukaryota; Viridiplantae; Streptophyta; Magnoliopsida; Brassicales; Brassicaceae
Source: the annotation of a GenBank genome assembly
UCGCAAAAGCAUGAAGCCCCUCCAUACAUCACCCGUACACUAUCCGGAUUUCAUAUGCUUUAGGCCCAUAUAAGUUAAGGCCCAACAAAAUUCUCCCGCGUAAAGGAAAAUGAAAAACCUAUCUGUCUUCUCUGAGAAGUUUAGGAGUUAAUGACAGCGGGGAAAAUGUCCGUCGCCGGCGAAGAAUCGACUCACCGUGCUCAGAGACCUCUCACUGAUAACGAUAUCGUUCGUUUAGCUCAGUACCACCACUGCCACACCGGUUUCUCUCUCCCUCCCUACCUUCUCUCCACGGCUUCCCACGAUCCUCUUCUCUCAUACCUCCAAUCCCGCUCCUCGUCACCCUCGCCGUCGAAACCUGUCUCUGAGUAUGUGGUUGCUCUUUUGUCUUUAAUUUCUCUAUCCCCGACUACUCCGCAUCUUUCGUCUCUCCUCGCCUCUCUUCUCAUCUCCUACACCCAAAUCUUCAAUGCCGGCAAAAUUCCGAGCGACUCGGAUUCCCUCAAGACGAUUCAGCUCUUCGGUACUCUCUUACGACAUUUACACAUCAAGGAGCUGAAAUCUGUAGUCGAUUCCAUCUUAUCGGGUGUCUCUAGAGUUAUCACUGUCGAUGACGCCCAGCUGUUUGAUUUAUUGCCUGUGUGCUUUGAUUUAUUGCGGAAUCCGAGAGAAGCGAAAGCUAGUGAACUCGAUUACGUUAAUUCAGCGAUUGAUCUCGUUCUUAGCUGUGAAUGGCAGAAAGGGCUGUUGACGAAAGUGGUUUCUCUUGCAAAGGAGUUCACAUUUCUGGAUAAGGGGAGAAAGAGUGAAUUGCUGGAGAAGGUGUUUUCUGGUAUAAAGAGUAUAGACUUGCAAGAUCUGCCGUCACUUGUGUAUCAAUUGUUGGUUCUUGCUUCGAAAGGCUUUUGCAAGAGGGAGGUGAUCGGAGGAGUUGUUGGUUUUUUUGGGUCGAAAGCUGAGACCAAAGUAGCCUCCGUCCUUAGACAGAUCGAAGGAACCGUUCUUCUUCAUGUGAAUUUCGCAGUGAAGCAGGAUCCUUCACUGGGGCAAGAGGUCGUGGCGUUAGUCAAAUCCGAUUUCAGAGCUUUCAAUCAUUUUACAGUUGCCGUUCUGCUUUCGGUUGCUAGGGUCAGAAAGUUUGGUGAGAACUCCUUGGGGAUUCUGAGAACGGCUUUGCUUACUGCAUACAACGAUUACAGACUCUCCAAAGAUUGCAAGUGGUUACCUGAUGAACUGAAGGAAGAGAGUUUCCUGCAUGCCAAAUUGGUUGAAAAAUCUUUGCUAAGAGCGGUUAGUGAGUGUAGAUAUGCGAGGGAGCAUGUGGUUCCAAGUGUUAUUCAGUUUGGCUUUAUGUUGCUAGAAUCUGUUGAAGAUAGCAGAUCCAAUGAUUUUGGUGAUUCUAGUGGCGUACUGGGUAUUGAGAAGCUUAGCGUUCAGAUUCUGGGUAUCUUAUUUGAAGUCCAUGAUAUGACAAGAAACGAGAUAAUUGAGCAAUGCAAGUUUCGGAUUCUUUCUUUGAAAUGUGCAAAGAGCAAGCCAAUAAUAAGGUUAUUAGGGUGUCUUGUCCAGAGAUACUCACUUAUCAUGUUGGAAUUUGUCCACCAUCUCAAAGAGUUAUUGGAUUAUUUCACUUUCAUGGAGGGCAAUAUCAGCUGUUUUCUUGUUUCUGCUGUUAUCCCGCUCAUCAAAUUCAGCCGUGAUCUUCAGGAUUAUACCAUCUUGGUGAUCCGGAAGGCUAUGUUUAGACGGGAAGAUACAGUUCGUGUUGCAGCGACAAAAGCAAAAGUAAAGGAAGUAGUUUAUGAUGGGCUUGUGAAGUUAGUCCUGAUUGAUCCAUCAAGUGGAGGACAUGUGUUGGACUUUCUUAUGCCUCACUUUCUUCGUUUCUUCAGACAGGACGCAGAUUUUCAGCUUGGAAUCACUUCAUGCAUUAAAGUAGAAGGUGGUAAAUGUACAAUUGAAGAGCCCUUGGAUAAGCUUCUCUUUUGUAUCUCUUGGAUUUUACUCCUCCAGCCGCAAAACAGUUCUGAUCGGCCUUCCGAUGCCGCGUGGCCAUGCUUUGGUUUCUCACUUACUCAAGAAAAUGAGCAGCAGGUAGGAAGAAAUGUAUCUCAAGAAGUGUACUCCAGUGCUUUGGUGAAGGUCCGAAGCUUCCUACUUGGCAAGAAAUUAGAAGGUUGUGUUAGGCUUGAUAUUGUUGGGCAGUCUCAGGACACAGUUUCCGCAUCUCUAGAAGAAGAUAAAAGAAAAUCAUAUUGUUUGAUUAUAUUGGGCAUCAUUCAAGUGCUGCUAAACUAUAUUAUAAUGGAUCUAGAGAAACAGCCAGAAGAGAAAAAGGGUGAUAUAGAAAAGGAGAUUGCCGAUUUGAUCGAUCUUUAUGAAUCACUGGAAAAGGACGUGGGGAAAUUGAAACAGGGCAAUAUUGGCAAGAGAGUACGAUUUAGCUCCCGUAAUAAAUCUGAUGAUGCUGAUGUGGGAAACGCAAGUAUUAAUGAAGAGCGAGAAAAAGUUCUCUUUUUGGCUACUUCAAGUAUCUACCAGCUAUUUCUAGUCAAUUUCAAACUCUAUGGCAGCAAAACCGGUGGUAAUCAUUCAGGUUUGCAAGAUCACAGCCAGUCAUCAUCAACUAAGACAGAAAAAUCAAUUUCUGGAGUUUUCUCUUUCACUUUGCAUGUUUGUGUUGCACACAUAAGAUCAUCUCUUUGCAUAAAAGAUGAAAACCCACUUAAACCAUUGGUCUACGGUGACAUGAAAGUUCUGGGUCCUCCACUGCUAAAAGUAGUUUACCUGCUAAAGCCAGGGCUACCUCUAGCAACCGGACAGACAAAUAAGGAGAAUAAAGGAAGAAAGGAUGCUGAAGGAAGAAAACAGUGUCUACAUCUUGCCUUACUUGGCUUGAAAGAGCUACUCAGUAUAUAUUCAACUGGCUCUGAUUUGACUGGCUUGCUUGAAGUUUUGUUGGCUGUGCCUACUUCUGAGGAUGCUACUUUAGAAGAUUGCAGCGAAGCUUCGAAAAUUGAAGAUCUACUUGUAAAGAAUGUCGAAAUUUUCAUGGAGAAAAUCAUGAAGCCCAUGAUCACGGACCUUAUCACGCAAAACUCUAAUGAUGUAGAGAUUCUUUGUGACAUAAUGUUGAUGCUUGGGAACACUCUACCUGACAAAUUCAAACAACGGCAUGGAUCAUGGGCUCAUCAAAUCUGCAGAAGCUGUGAAACAUCUAACACCACUGUGGCUAAGAGUAUUGUGAAACUUGCCAUCUCGUUUACUGCAUCCCCUGGCGAUCUAUGCAUAGCUGUGGAAGUGGCUAAGGAGCUGCAAAAUGUCAUCGGUUUAGACAAAUCUGAUACUUUACAAGUGUCUGAAUCAUACAUGGUCAUAAACCAGUCAACAAGUGCUUCAGUAACAUCUUGCAUAUUGCAACUAGUUGAUUCAGCAAUAGUUGACAUGGAUUGGGGCACAAAGAAGCUGAAGAAUUUCUAUGUGGUCUCUGAGAAGAACAUCCAUCUCAACCAUGAUGCUGAGAGUACAUUUGGAUUGGCUCUCGAGGAAGCCCUUUACUCAAUGGCUGAGUCAACAGUCAGAAUACUUUCUUCCUUUGUUUUGAUGAACCUCAAAGACUCGCAAGCAGCGCAGUUUCUGAGACUAGCAGUGAGGUUUUACAAACAGUUAGCACAGAUCGUGAAACAGAGGAUUGCUCCCAAAGGUUCCAAGCAAAAUCUUCCCAGCCUUAAUUUUCAAAAACUCGUGGAACUAACUUGCAAGAGUCUCACGGUUCCUUUAUAUCCCUUUCUAGCUGAAAUGCAAAAGGAACAACAAGAGAGUGUGAGUUCUAGUUCCAAGGGCAUAAUCAACAAGAUCAAACAGGAGAACAAAUGCAUCCCUGAUUUGAUAUUUCAGAUAGAAGACUAUGAAAGAUACCUAAUUCAGCUAAGCAAAGUUACUAAAUUCAACUUGUUGAGGCAUGCAAAGCGCAGCACUGCCAGAGACUUCAAAAUCAUUGAAGAUGCAGAAACUCCUGCAGGAGGCGAAGAUGGAGGAAACCAGGCAGAGGCAGAGACACAGGACAACAACAUUGGCGUUAACGAGGAUGACAUAGUAGAAGAAUCAGAAGACGAUUCAGAGAAAAUAUUGCCCUCCCGAAAUGUUAAUUCCGGAUCAUCACGGGACGUGGAUUCUGAUCAACCAAAAGCGGCUGAAGAAGACGGUAAAGAAGAAGAAGGAGAAGAAGAAGAAGGAGAAGAAGAAGAAGGAGAAGAAGGAGAAGGAGAAGGAGAAGAAGAAGAAGAAGAAGGAAGUGGCUUUAGUCGUCCUAAAAAGAUAGGAAAGAAGAGUUGGGUUGUGGAAGAUUCCGAUGAAGAUUCUGAAACAUUUUAGGUUAAUGUUUGUAAAUAAAAUUUGAAAUCUAAGAGAAGGAACGUUAAGGCACUAUACUAGUAGCUCUCACAUUUCCUUGAACAACAAGUCUCUAUGGCAGGUCAGCUCACUCGUCAUCUCUACAAAGUAUUAGGGUAUCUAAUGCUUAUGGAACAAAAUAAAUAAAUGAGGAUUUGUAGACAUUCGUUGUCUGUUCAACAUUCUCGAUAAA